Messenger RNA from Parus major (Great Tit), 2198 nucleotides. It is a transcript of the gene LRRC2, whose product is annotated as leucine rich repeat containing 2. The coding region runs from base 115 to 1233 and encodes 372 amino acids. Gene Ontology annotation, molecular function: protein binding. Lineage: Eukaryota; Metazoa; Chordata; Aves; Passeriformes; Paridae. The record is from RefSeq and is a predicted model, not a curated record. The transcript has 9 exons.
AUGAGCUAUGCUAUAAACAACCUCAGCGUCCCACAUUGAAUAACUGCAGAGCACACUCAGGAGCUCUGGACAUCUGUGUUUCUUUAGUAGUAGGAGAAGCUUAAUGCCAACAAUAUGGGGCAUCAGGUGGUAAUAUUUGACUUUUCUGUCAUAAGAGGACUGUGGGAAACUCGAGUUAAGAAGAACAAAGAACGUCAGAGGAAGGAGAAAGAAAGAUUAGAACAAAGUGCAUUGGAGAAGAUAAAACAGGAGUGGAAUUUGAUACUAGAGUGUCGUAAGAAAGGUAUUCCUCAAUCAAAAUACCUCAAGAAUGGCUUUGUGGACAUCAAUGAUAAGAACCUGGACACUCAUGGAAGGACUCCUCAGCUCAAGAAGAGUCAUGCCUUGUCAGACGGAGUAAAUAAGGAAAAAAACAAGUUUAUUUUUCAGCUUUCUGGAGAGCAGUGGACGGAACUCCCAGAUUCUCUGAAAGAACAGAUCUAUCUAAAAGAAUGGCAUGUGUACAAUACACUGAUACAAAUCAUUCCAGCCUACAUUGCACUAUUUCAAGAUCUGAGAGUAUUGGAAUUGUCAAAAAAUCAAAUCAACCAUCUUCCAGCAGAGAUUGGCCACUUAAAAAACCUCAAAGUGCUCAAUGUGAGUUUCAAUAAUUUGAAGUCAGUUCCUCCAGAACUGGGUGAUUGUGAAAAUCUAGAAAAACUGGAUUUGUCUGGAAAUAUGGAAAUAACAGAACUCCCAUUUGAACUAAGUAACCUGAAACAACUCACGUUUUUGGAUGUGUCAGCGAACAAGUUCCAUUCUAUUCCAAUUUGUGUACUCCGGAUGUCUAAUUUGCAGUGGUUGGAUAUUAGCAGCAACAGCCUGAAAGAUCUCCCAGAAGACAUAGACAGGUUAGAUGAAUUGCAGACACUUCUCCUACAGAAAAACAAGUUGACUUAUCUUCCACGAGCUCUUGUCAAUAUGCCAAAGCUCAGUUUGUUAGUUGUCAGUGGUGAUGACCUGGUUGAGAUACCCACGGCCAUAUGUGAGUCAACCACAGGUUUAAAAUUUGUAAGUCUCAAGGACAGUCCGGUAGAAACGAUUGUAUGUGAAGACACUGAAGAAAUAAUAGAAAAUGAACGUGAACGUGAGCAAGUUGAGAAAGAGUUUAUGAAAACAUACAUUGAAGACCUAAGGGAAAGGGAGUCUACUCCUUCCUACACUACAAAAGUAAUGCUCAGUCUCCAGCUCUGAAGAUUAAAAAUCUCUAGGUUUCUACUGAAUACCUGAAUAACUCUGUUUUUAUCUACAUGAAUAGCAAACACAUGAAAAUAUAGAUGGCCAGAAUGACAUCAAAAUCAUAUAGAAUUAUUUAUUUGUUUCUGUAGUCUUUUCAAGUAACUACAGAUAAAAAAAGGAGCAGUAGAACCUUCACAAGAUGCUGUUUCACAUUUCAGGUCAAAAUGCUUAUUUUCAAGUUCACAGCAGCAGGCACUAAUUUGCAUGUAGACCUGCUGAAAGUAAAUAUUCACUGCAAUUAAGUGUACACAGGCAUAGCUGAAGAAUGAAAACAUUGUAUGUUGUAGUUGAAACAGUGAAACAGAAACCAUGAUCUUAAGAAGAUAUUUGAUUUUAUAAAAGGGGAUAGAUUUAUUUAAAAAAUGAAUGUAAUCUGUUGUUUUCUUAAGACCAAAUACACACAUAUGUAUUUACAAUAUUCAAAUGAGAACACACCCAUAGUUCACAUUUGCAUUCUGUUCUGCAAGAAAAUUGCUCUUGGAAACUUCAGUUUAGAUAAGUUUCAACAACUUUACAUAUAGAAACUGUAGCACUUCUCCUUUUUACUUUCAAGCAUAUUUCAAGCCUUUACCUGUUUGUAAAUUCAACAACCUAUGUGAUUGAAAUUUCUGUGCUAAGCAGUCCUAUAGUAUAGUAGUUUACUAAGUAAGAUUUUAAAGCACUAACUGGCGUCAGCUAAUACUAUUGGCAAAAUGAUGACACAGGUCUUAUAUUAAUGGUUUUAGAUCACAGGAUUUUGUGGAAAUUGGUUAGAAUUUUCCAAGUGGUGUAAGAAUGAGUUUGCUGGUAAAACAUUAUUUUGAUUGCUAUUUAAUAAUCUGUUUAUAUGCUGUUAUUUAGGUGUAUAUAGAGUAGAGUUUCAGAAAUCUAGUUUCACAUGUACUUUUUUGUCCAAUAAAGCAAUAUUUUUAAUCUAAAAA